GCCCCGCCCUUCUCGUCUCCCGGUAGCGUGUUUCAGCGCGCUCUCAACGUCACGGGGUCAAGCCUCGUCGUCACAACACCAUCGAUACCCAAAUUGUACUCACAUCGGCGUAUUGGUCGUGAUGAUGGCGGCAGCACUACCCACCAUAGUCCGCAGUUCUCGCUGUCACGGAGUUACAAUUGAUGUAUCGAGCGCCUCUGCUCCGCGCAACUAGUUCAGGCACAAAGAAGCGUCGUCCUUACGGUUACUUUUCUCAGGGCCGUCAGGCAACAACGGACAUCAUCAUUCAGCUCGCGUUACUGAAGGAAAACACCUCGAACCGUUUGCAAAGCAAAGAUCGUGUUAGAGGAUGCAGACAAGCGAAGGAGCUCUAGCCUCGGUACAUGUGCCAGUUUAGACCUGACUCCGUCGAAACACCAAGACUUCGAAUUUUCGAACGAAAAGACACACACCUUGGCGUAUAAGACUCGAUAUGGCUCGUCAAGAACAGUCGCUACGCGUCGAUGCAAAAGGCGCAACGUCGCCUUCGCUACAGCCCCGCAUCCUCUACUUGACAGUUUACAACCUCCUGUUUGCUGCAUUGUGGAUCUCGAUAGGCGUGAGCGCACUUACACAUGCCUCGGACAGCAAGUUUGUUUUGUUCGAAGCUGUCGAGCCACGAGCGCGAUGGGUACAGACUCUCACGUUGAUCGAGGUCAUACACGCUGCAAUCGGGCUGGUCAAGUCGCCAGUCAGCACCACGGCUAUACAAGUCUUCACUCGUGUCAUCCAGGUAUGGAUGAUCUGGUAUAGCUUUCCGGCAAGCACAGCCGCUUCUCACGCGUUCUUCGUUCUGGUGCUUGCAUGGUCGGUUGCGGACUCAACCCGGUACUUGUACCUGGCCUUGAACCUUCAUGGGAAGGCCCCGCAAGCGCUUACAUGGCUACGGUACACCAUGUUCUACCCUCUUUAUCCGAUCGGCAUCGGCGCAGAGUGGUGGUUGAUGUACAGAAGCAUUGAGCCUGUUGGGCAAGUCAGCCCGGUCCUUCCGCCUGUGUUUUACUUCCUGUUAGCACUAUAUGUUCCAGGUGCAUACACGAUGUUCACGUACAUGGUCAAGCAGAGGAAGAAAACGUUGUCGAAGAAUCGGAAAACUGCGUAGGCGUUGCAUUGACAGCUUUGCGAAACAGUCCGGGCGGGAAGGAGUCCACCGAAGCCUCAUAUAUGGCCAACGAUGCUCUCAUCUGGUGCGAGAUGAUAGCCUCGAGGUCUGACUAUACAGGGAUCCACUACCGUAUUAGACCCAGCUUAACUCGGAUGAAAAGCUUU
Didymella exigua CBS 183.55 is the source of this 1308-nucleotide messenger RNA. Its product is annotated as PTPLA-domain-containing protein. Gene Ontology annotation, biological process: sphingolipid biosynthetic process; fatty acid elongation; very long-chain fatty acid biosynthetic process. Gene Ontology annotation, molecular function: 3-hydroxyacyl-CoA dehydratase activity. Gene Ontology annotation, cellular component: endoplasmic reticulum membrane. The transcript has 4 exons. The record is from RefSeq and is a predicted model, not a curated record. The coding region runs from base 473 to 1141 and encodes 222 amino acids. NCBI's taxonomy places the organism in Eukaryota, Fungi, Ascomycota, Dothideomycetes, Pleosporales, Didymellaceae.